AUGGCUUAUGCAUCUAGGCAGUUGAAGAGGCAUGAAUGGAAUUACUCUACUCAUGACUUGGAGAUGACAACAGUAAUUUUUACCCUUAAGAUCUUGAGUCACUAUCUCUACAAGGAGACAUGCGAGAUAUAUAUAGAUCACAAUAGCUUGAAGUAUAUUUUUCAACAAAAGGAGUUGAAUCUGAGGCAGAGAAGAUGGUUGGAGCUUCUGAAGGAUUAUGAUUGUACUAUUCUCUACCAUCCAGGUAAAGCAAAUGUUAUGGCAGAUGCCUUAAGUAGGAAGUCGGUAGGUAGCCUUGCUCACAUUAGUGCGGAAAAGAAAUCUCCAACCAAAGAGUUGAUGGGCACUAAACUGCGUGUUCCUAACGUGGAUAAUCUCAGAAAGAAGAUUUCAGAAGAGGCGCACUGCACAGCUUACAAUGUCCAUCCAGGUUCUACCAAGAUGUAUCAUGAUUUGGAAGCACACUUCCUUUCCGUGAAGACUACCUAUUCUGUGGCUAAGUAUGCAAUGGUGUAUCUAGAGAGAAUUAUUAGUCUUCACGACAUUCCUGUCUCAAUAGUGUCUAAUAGGGGACCCCAAUUUACUUCGAGAUUUUGGAAGAAGCCACAAGACGAGCUUGGUAUUAUAUUGGACUUCAGCACAGCUUUUCACGCCCAGACUCACGGACAGUCAGAAAGGACAAUUCAGACCGUGGAAGAUAUGCUUCAGAUGUUUGUAAUAGAUUUUGAUGGUUAG
Molecule: messenger RNA, 735 nt
Organism: Ricinus communis (castor bean)
Lineage: Eukaryota; Viridiplantae; Streptophyta; Magnoliopsida; Malpighiales; Euphorbiaceae
Exons: 3
Coding region: 1-735 (244 amino acids)
Biological process (GO): DNA integration
Molecular function (GO): nucleic acid binding
Source: RefSeq, a predicted model, not a curated record